Amoebophrya sp. A120 is the source of this 2587-nucleotide messenger RNA. The record is from the annotation of a GenBank genome assembly. Lineage: Eukaryota; Dinophyceae; Syndiniales; Amoebophryaceae.
AGAGACAGAUGUGAAUGUGUUUGUUUUUGGCAACUUUUUAUUUGUCGACUCUUUUCAUCUCGAGGACAAUGGCAAUGCUUUGGUGACAGACACGCUAUUAAUUUGUUCGUGCAGAAAAAAGUCGCUGAAAUCAGAAAUUCAUGUCGACUACAAGCAGUCAGCUUGAAACAAGCUCGAAGAUGGACCAACCUACCGCGGAGAUGGAGCAGAUGCACGAUGGGGCGGAGGACGAUACAAGUGACCUGAAUGUUUUCUUGGAAAGCAUGGUCACGAAAAACAGUAAAUACGUCAGCCGGUUCGACCUGAUCGGAGCAAAAAAUAGCGAAUUUUACUCAUCGGAUGCUGUGGUGAGGGUACUGAUUAAGAACGCGGGAGAAACUGAUGAAACGCCGUCGGAUCUUCAAAAUCUUCUUUCUACGCCAACUAAAACGCCUGCGACCUGUGCGAGUCAGAGCACCCCUGCUACAGCCAAUAAAGGAAGCACGAUAUCAGAACAAGAAAGUUAUGGAGCGACUUCUCUCCCCCUACCCCGGAAUUUCAUCGUUUUUUAAACUAUUGAGCAGGUUUGAUUUUUUGUUUUUCGGCACCUGCUCACACAUGCCGACGUCGGUUCCCGAGCAUCAGAUUCUGUACACUAGCUGCGGAAAAAGUGGGCCAUGAAGUAGUACCCUGCGCACACUAGCUAAUUUAUUCGAACCAUGUGAGAUAGCUGGAAAGUUGCAAACUAUCAAGCAUGAGCCAUCCGAAUUUCGCGCAGCGGGCAUAUAUAUAUAAAUAUUGCCAUUCAUGACAUUGCACUAUCUGGGUCCAAAGGCUCAGCAAACUUCUGAAGCCCCGGCUCCGAGUAUUCUGGUGGGCCGGCUCUAGUGGAGUGAAAAAUCAUGAGCCGGCCCACAAUUUGCAAAAAUCAACAAAAGCUGCGCACUUUGGCGCAAUGGACCUGAUUUGAAAAAAAUCGCAGUCCGCUGCAUGUUCGGACCACUACCCCGAGGAUUUUCCUGGAUUUUUCGCUGCACAAAAACGACAAAAAAAUAAAGCGAAUGAUCGUUAUGGUUUUUGGUUUGGGUCGAUUCGGGUUCUCCGUCGGGGGUUCAAUACGAACAUGCAUGGUAUGCUCAGAAACCGGCUCGACCAAACUAUCUGCUGCAUGAUGGCAGCAGAGUUCCCAAGUUUGUUCGGGGGCGCAGUAUGAACUUGCCCGGUAUGCUCCACGUUUAGGGCGUGCAUGUUUUUGCAAUUGUAAGUAAAACUAUUAAGCAGUUCAAGUUUUUAUUUUUUUUGACCUGCUCAAUAGUUUUCGGAUCCGCAGAAUCCGCAGAUCUCGGAUCUCGACUUGAACUCGAGAUCCGAGAUCCACGGAUUUCGGACAUGAGCAUUUUGGUGGAAGCAAAUUUCGGAUGGCUCAUGUAUGAUAAAGUAAAAGUUGCUAGCUAUCUCACACGGUUCGGAUAAAAUGGCUAGUGUGCACAAGGUCACUUCUCAUCGUCCGCUUUUUCCCUAGCUAGUGCACAGAGUCUGUCGCUCAGGUCCACACGCUCGGAUCAUGUGACCGGGUCGCAUUUUUUUAUUUUUCAGACCUGCUCAAUAGUUUGAAAAACGAUGAAAAACCGGGGUAGGGGGAGUGACCACGUGGGAUAAAAGUUGUAGCUUCUCUGCUUCAUUUGACUGGCCUGCGCAAGAUUUUCUCGCAAUCAGGAAGAACCCAACGUUCGCCGCGGACGACGUCCCUUUCGGGCAAAGGAUGCAGCAGUUAGUUUCUGCAAACGAAGACCCGUAUGCCAUGGAUGCCAGUAUGUUCAUGGCGGGUAUUGGAACGGGCACUGGCUCGGCAUCGCCGACAGGCUUGGCCAUAAAAACACAGCAACAAGACGACACGCACCAAGUUUCGAUGAGCGACUUUUUUCCACCAGAGAAAGAAAGCAACAUGGACGAAAGCAGCACAGCGGCGCUAGAAUUACAACGCGGAUGCUACUUCGCCUGGAACGAUCUUUUCUACCGCGGAAGCGGCGUCAGUUCCGUGCGAAUUAUAGGCGAUAGUGAGAAUGGAAACAUCGAAGCAACUUUCGAAGUGGUUUCUCGUGAGGAGAUCUACGACCGAGUGCUGGUUACACUGGAGGAAAUAGGAGCUGCCACGAAUACAACAUCAGACAUGACAAGCACAAGAACUCGGAUCUUGAUGCUCGAUUCAACAGCUGACCACCUACUUCUGGCACACGGCACAAAGGCAAACGCGCAUGCAUUGGAACAGCUGACGCUAGGCAUCACGGACUACUUGCUGGACUGUGAGAAGUGAAAGCAAUGAGAGCUGCUGCUGUCCACCUGGCGGGACCAGGAGUGAUUCCUUGGAGACUGAAGAUUAGGCUAGUACAACUACAGCGACAGUUUUACUACUUGCUUCUCAGUAGGAGAUGACGUGUGACAGCAGGUUGUGUUGUAUCACUUGAAAUGUUGUAGCUACCGGCCGUUUUAGAUUUGGAUGGUGAGUUCUUCGCCUGUUGGCUCCUUUUUACGUCGACGCAAGCGCGCACGGCUUGAACCAUUUCAAAAACUACGAGAAGACACAGAUCGAUGUGCUCGAAAGAACGCC